UUAAAAAAGAAAGAGUCGUUUGAAUGUGAGAGCAUGCUUGGGUCAUCAGACUUGUCUUACCUUAUGGAUUUUUCCAAAGUGGACAAGGAGAAACCAUUUCUUUCUUUCUUUCUUUCUUUCUUUAUCUGCAUGCUUUGAAUAUUUCUGAGAACUGUGGAAAGUCAAAUAUUCUGAACCAUCUGUUCCCAAUUCCCAAUAGAUAAACAUGAACUCGACCUUCAGAAGAUGUGUAAUUUUAAUUUAAGGCCAUAUAUUGCUUAAACAUAUUUAUGUAUUGUAUAGAACUAUAGAUCAAUGUGAUAGGAACAUAGUUCAUGUUGUAAGCAUAGGAGUCAUCACUUAUCCUUAAAGGAAACUUAAGGGAUGAAAUGACAUAUUCAAAUCCUGCUGGUCCAAGUGGCAUCCCUGGAAUGAAUCUAUUGUUUGUCAAGAAAAUUGAGACUGAAGUUUGUGCUUAUAUUUAAUUUCAUGGGCUGCUAUUGUUCAACUUCAAAGAAAUAUAAAACACCAGGAUAUGAGGAGCCCACUGUUCUUGCUUCUGAGACACCUUGUGAGUAUCCAUCAUCAAGUGUUUCUGUGAGUGAAGUAGAGGCAUUAUAUGAACUCUAUAUGAAGGUCAGCAACUCAGUUAUUGAAGAUGGUCUUAUUCACAAGGAAGAAUUCCAGCUGGCACUUUUCAGGAAUAAAAAUGAGAGAAGUCUGUUCGCAGACAGGAUUUUUGACUUAUUUGAUGUCAAGCGCAAUGGUGUCAUUGAGUUCGGGGAAUUUGUUCGAUCAUUGGGUGUUUUUCAUCCAGAUGCAGCUUUAGAAGACAAGAUUGCAUUUGCUUUUCGGUUGUAUGAUCUGAGACAGACAGGGUAUAUUGAAAGAGAGGAGUUAAAGGAGAUGGUAUUGGCACUUCUGCACGAAUCAGAUCUUGUACUUUCAGAUGAUAUGAUAGAAAUGAUUGUGGAUAAGACUUUUGAUGAUGCUGAUACAAAAAGUGACGGAAGGAUCGAUCAAGAUGAGUGGAAAGCAUUUGUGUCUAAACAUCCAUCAUUGAUAAAGAACAUGACUCUACCAUAUCUGAAGGAUGUUUCCUUAGCAUUUCCAAGUUUUGUGGUAAGAACAGAAGUUGAAGACUCAGAGCUGUGACUUUGGAAGGUUUUUGGCAUCACCAAGGAUGUUGUUAUCUUUGAUUCCAUCUCCUGAUACCAUUGCUGCCAAGAAAAGACCAUUCCUAAGGUGCCAGAGACAAGGAAUGAAGGAUAAUGAUCCAUAGUACAAUUUUAUCUGGUUCCAUAUCAGAGCAAAGAGCUUCUAGACUUGCAAACGGCAAUCUAUAAGUGAGCUCUUUUCUAGUAGCUAAACAUAUACUGAAAGUGUUAUAUAAGGCUACAAAUUAUUCAGUUGGAUAGGUUGUACAUUUAUGUAUAUAUAAAUUAUGAGAGCUGCAAAGAGAGUAGCAGAUCAUGUAACUAGGCCAUCUAGCAAAUUGAAUAAACAUUAGCAUGAUUACUAUUUACUAAUAA
Lotus japonicus is the source of this 1511-nucleotide messenger RNA. Its product is annotated as calcineurin B-like protein 4. Lineage: Eukaryota; Viridiplantae; Streptophyta; Magnoliopsida; Fabales; Fabaceae. The record is from RefSeq and is a predicted model, not a curated record. The transcript has 9 exons. Bases 469 to 1134 code for a protein of 221 amino acids. Gene Ontology annotation, molecular function: calcium ion binding; kinase binding. Gene Ontology annotation, biological process: calcium-mediated signaling.